This is a messenger RNA of Metarhizium album ARSEF 1941, 180 nucleotides long. RefSeq names its product Gurmarin/antimicrobial peptide. Bases 1 to 180 code for a protein of 59 amino acids. NCBI's taxonomy places the organism in Eukaryota, Fungi, Ascomycota, Sordariomycetes, Hypocreales, Clavicipitaceae. The record is from RefSeq and is a predicted model, not a curated record. The transcript is spliced from 4 exons.
AUGAAGUUCGUCGUCGCAUUCACUGCCCUCUUUGCCGGCCUGGCCGCGGCCCAGUUGGACCUCAACCGCCGAGAGGACCAAAAGUGCAUCGCCGACAAUCAGGAGUGUACCAUCAAAGACCUUUGCUGCAGCAAGUUUUGCCUCGUCCAAGAGGGUCAGGAAAAGGGCGUAUGCAAGUAG